UCAGCGUAGUGCCACGGUUGUGCUCUCGUGAAAAGAACCUAGCACAAGCAGAAGCAGCAGCUCCUUGUUCUAUUAGUGUAGUUCCAGAUAUCAAUCAAAACACACACACGCUUCUAUUCUCAUACACACGCAGGCUAGAAGUAGAGUAACCGAGGAAGAAGAAAGUUCCGUUUGUUUCGGUGCGGGAGCAAAAGAGAAAGAAUAGGUGGAAAUUGAUUUUUUUUGCCUGCAAAUUUUCUACUGCAAGUGAAUAACAAACCCAUUCAAAAAGUAAUCCAUUCAGAACGGGUGAACCAGCAGAAACAGUGCGGACAGUGCGAAAUUGGCUUGGUUUGUGACAUUUCGGUAAAAACUCGAGCAAAGUUUUUAGGAUCGAAGUGACUGCGAAAGUUGCACGAUUCGAAAAGUGCGGAAGUGAAUCAGUGCGUACGGCGGCGGUAAGGCAAGUCCGCAGAGAAAAUCAUUCGUUGUGAAAGUAAGGUAACAGAACAGCCUCAAAAUUACUACUUCAAUCAUGACCAACAAAGUGCUAGCAGCCGUACAAGAUCUACAAAAACAAAAUGGCGAACCGCAGAACACCGCAGCAGCGUCAUCGGGAUCGGAGAACGCCCGAACCAAUCUGAUUGUCAACUAUCUGCCCCAGACGAUGACCGAGGAGGAGAUCCGAUCGUUGUUCUCGAGCGUCGGAGAGGUAGAAAGUGUCAAGCUGGUGCGCGACAAAAAUGUUAUAUAUCCGGGUCAACCAAAGGGACAGAGUUUAGGGUAUGGCUUUGUAAACUUCCACCGAUCGCAGGAUGCUGAGCAGGCGGUGAAUGUGUUGAACGGAUUGCGGCUGCAGAACAAAGUGCUGAAAGUGUCUUUUGCACGGCCCAGCUCGGAAGGCAUCAAAGGAGCAAAUCUUUACAUCUCUGGCUUGCCGAAAACCAUUACACAGGAAGAAUUGGAAGUUAUUUUUAGACCAUACGGGGAGAUCAUAACUAGCCGGGUUUUGGUCCAGGAUGGAAAUGAUAAACCUAAGGGGGUUGGUUUUAUCCGGUUUGAUCAGCGUAAAGAGGCGGAGCGUGCCAUUGCCGCACUCAAUGGAACUACGCCGAAAGGUUUGACCGAUCCUAUCACGGUCAAAUUCUCGAAUACUCCCGGACAGAAUUCAGGCGCAAAACUUGUGCAACCCACUUUGCCCACCUUCCUGAACCCACAGUUGACACGCCGACUUGGAGCUAUACAUCAUCCCAUCAACAAAGGCUUGGCUCGUUUCUCGCCGAUGGGAGGAGAAGUUCUGGAUAUGAUGCUACCGACAGCACCAACAAACGGUAUUGGCGCCGUUGCUCCGUCUGGUGGCUGGAGUAUUUUCAUCUAUAAUCUCGCGCCGGAAACCGAAGAAAACACCCUGUGGCAACUCUUUGGUCCAUUUGGCGCCGUUCAAAACGUUAAGAUCAUCAAGGACUCCGCAACGAACCAGUGCAAAGGCUACGGUUUUGUCACGAUGACCAACUACGAGGAGGCGAUGCUCGCUAUCCGAUCUCUCAACGGAUAUACCCUUGGCCAGCGGGUGUUACAAGUCAGCUUCAAAACCAACAAAUCAAACUCCGGUUUGGGUGAACUUUAAAAAGGCAGAUUGGAAGACAGUACACAGUAGGAGGGAGUAUAUCAAACGCAUCGGGACGCGCCGUCCUCUGUCUCUGGUCAAUUAUCCACCCCCAACAAAAUGAGUAACGAUGGUGCAAUACAAUCGAGUACAAUAUAUGUAGGAACGAAAUACAACACGUGAGCGAGAGAGAGAGGAGGGGUGCGAUUUUUUUUGGCACGGAGGAGGGUGGCGGUUCCGAUGAGUUUGAUAUUUUCCAGCUUUUUCAUUCAAAACGGGUGCGCAUGCGGAUGGUCAAAGUAAGCGGUGAAAAACACAACCCCUCAACACCAAGGAAAUCACGGCGCGCGAAAUAGAAGACCUCGGUGAAAACGAUGAAAAAACAAACGCAAAAAAACCCAAGCAGGCUAGAGAGAGCGCGAGAUGAAGCGAGAUAGCAGGAGACAAGUAUGUGUGUUGGUGUGUACUUCGGUACCCCCUUGUAUUCUGGAUUUUAUAUUCACUUUUUCUAGCAAAUCACAUUUUUCUCUGCUCUUGCUCUUGUUAGCGCUAAUUCACUAAUCAUCGUAUUUGAGAGUUCAUUACUACUGCUUUGAUUGGCGCAUAUUCGGCUAGCGCUUGUACUUGUGCACUCAUACAAACACAAACACACCGUGCGUGUGCACUCGUUCACGUCAGGGGAAUUAAUUGGCGUCCCGUUUUGUGAAGUUUUCUCCGCUUCUUGCGGCGGAGAUUGUUCACACACACACAGAAUGUGCAGCUGGAAAGACAAAGAAAAAGAAAAAAAUGGCAAUGAUAACAACAAGAGGCGUGGGAUGAUUGAGAUCAGGCCCCGUCGUGCAAUGUGUAUUUGAUUUCGAGCUUCAACACGCUGCGGCUUGUGAUUGGGCGGGGAACGACUUGAUAGUCCACGUUCCACGUUAAAAGAUAAAACUUCCUCUGGUAGGAAGGCUAGGUAACGCACCGAAAUUUCUGUUUUCCCAAGAAAAUAAGCGCUACCACUAUGAAAGAAUAAGCGGUUGGGAAAAAAGAAGAUUAAUGAUAGUAUUGAUGACGAAAACGACGAUCAAUAAGUAACAAAGUCCGCUGACGAGCAGUCAGCGGAAAAUGAAAACUGAAAGAAACACGAAAAUCUAGUCAAAAGAAAAAGAAACUUUUACAAAAGCAACAUGUAACAGGAUAGGUUCUUUAAUGCGUUAGAAUUAAAUGUUCCCCUAAUAUAUAUACAAAAAAACACACGCAGUGAAGGAACUACAACUAAACUCUAUAGAGAAUGUGUAUUUUCGUGGAAGUGGUACUGCAAUAUUUAUUCAAGAAACUCUAAGCUAUAAACAUACCAACAUCACCACGAUUCAGUUCCACCACGCAGCCACUGUAAACUGCAGAGGGCAUGUUUCGGAGCAUAACGCGAAAAAAAAGCUGCGAUGAGAAACGAUACAAGAUAGUAAGAUUAAAUUAAUAUUUUAGGAAAAUUUUAUUUAUUUGUGCAACUUAUUUAUUGACAAACGGCAAACGACAGCUGGAGUAGUGUAAUCAGAGCAAAGAAAGUUUACUUUGAGACAAACAAAACUUAUUGUAAUUUUAAAGCGAAAGCAAAGAAAGCAAAUAAUGAAGAAGAGAGAGAAAAAAACAUAACAGUAAUGUAUAAACAUUCACAGAUACAGAAGCUAUCGAUGGAAGAACGCGCAAAUUGAAAGAGACACAAAACGAACGAACGAACGAAAAAAAAACAAAACGUACUUAAAGCGAAGACGAGAGAGGAGAGCCAGUUUUCUUCGGAACAAGUGGAGAUAAAGUAGAAUCGCUAGUUUUCUAUCCUUCCGGGGAUGUUCUGUUUACUUUUUGCCAGAUUUUUUUUAGUCUAAAAAUGGCAGAAUGCUUAAGUUUAAAGUGACACGUGCAUCACACCGACACCAUGUGUCACAAAACUGUUGUCAGUCGCGAGACAGUGACACAUUAACAUUUUCUCAAUAGCGGUAGAUUUUUAUAUACGACAAAUGGACACACAUACUCAUUAGUUUACAAGCAAAAACCCACCACUGACCGCCACUUUUUGUCUUUGUUCAAGACUUAAAACAUUGGCAUAUUUGUACUUGUUGAGCAACAUGAUUGCAACUCUUUGAGAAAGGCUUUUACUUUUAAACAAUCGAGCGAAGCGAAACAAAAUAAAUUUAAGCUGAUAAAAAGCGGUACAUUUGACACGUAGAAAGUCUAUACAAAUGUUGUUUCCGAUUUAUUUCUACUCAAACGCGUAGAAAUGGGUUUGGAGUUCGUAUAUACCUAACAACAACAUUCACUGGGUAACCGAAUAAUAUAUGCAAGAAGUAUGAAAAGAAGAAAAAAAUAUUACAAUGUCGCACAGUAUCUUUAAGAUAAAGAUAAAACAAGUUAUUAAUAUAUACAAAAUGGACUCCUUAUAGAAGAAAGCAGCAUAGAAAAUCCAAAAAUACUCCCCAUCCCAUUUCUCAUUAAAAAAAAACAUUGAUAUUGCAAGCAAAAAAAGCAUCCGAUGUGACAUAAAAGGCAGAAAGCUGAGUCGUAUUUUACGUUCCAUGUUCUACUUUAUUCUCGCUUUUGGUUCGAUUUUUUCGCUUUACUUUUUUUUAAUUUUAAGUUUCCACGGAAAACAACUAUUCCUCCAUUUAUAGAGUAGUAAUUUACACAAAUGUCAUUUCGUGAUUUUUCUAGUCCACUCUGACACCGCAUCGCGCUGCUGCUAAUCGCAGCAGGCUGCUGUCGUCAGUGAGAUGAAGGAACAUUCCUCCCGCGGGGGAUCGUCUCCGUUCGUAUGCAAAAGUACACACAAAAACCGAACACCCGAAUCUAUUCCAUAAAACUGUGAUACAAGCAAAACAAGGAUAAACCUACGUUAAGAGAAAAAAAAACAAAACAUGUAUUGGCACAUUAAAACACACACUCACACACACACAUACAUACUCGACGCGUGAGUGCGACGCUUCCCGCGCGCACUCUGUGUGGCGGCGAAUAUUUUUAGUUCGCGCUAAUACUUUUCGAUCUUUUUUCCACGCGCAUUCCUGCGAAUGCCCUAUUCUUCCCGGCGGCGGCGCCUGGCCCUGCUGGAUUUGCUAUGCAGAGGGCACGCGCCGCGCAUCCGCCAUUUGACAUUUGACGACGGUUGACACACGGCAAACAUAAUGGAUUACAGACAAAAGUCAGAGCUGAGUGGAGCUCUCUCGCUCUCUCUCUGUGUUUGGAUCUGUUGUGAUGUGUUUUCAGUUUCACUGUUACUUGGUUAUUUUGUUUUUUCCUCUUUUAUUCUCUCGAUUAUGCGUUCGUUUUGUUUUUAUAUUGUUUUCAUUUCGUUUGAUUUGGUUUCUUUCUUUUUGGUGCUUUUAAUUUCGGUUGGUGAGCGUUAAGAGAAUCUUGUCAAAAACAAAUCGAUCAGAUCACACAAUAAGGAACAUCAUUAUUUGCUUCAAAUUUAGUGUAUAUCUUUAAAAUAGAAAAACAAAAAAAAAACAACUAAAGGGAUCUGUUUCCAACUCAUCAUCUGAAUUUUGGUUUGCUUCAUUAUUACUUUUAAGUUUCGAAAGGAAGUGCUUACACACACACAACGCGCGAAUAGUAAUUUUCUUUUUCUUUUUAUUAUGAUUUCGUUUCGUAAGUACACCAGAACGCGUCAAUGUCAGAGAGUGUAGGCAAAGGCAGGUGUUAGUUUGUAGUCUCAAGUGUCAGGUGUCUGACUUUAUGGGUUUUGAGUUACUUAUUAUUUCAGUUAUUCAUUGUUGUUUUCGUCUUCUUUUUUUCUUUUCAAUACAUUUUAGUUAUAGUCUUAUUUUAUUUUAGUUCUGCCCGAGGGCUGGAAUUGCUUUGGGGAAAAGGUGUGAACAUCACAAUUGUUUUUUUUUUACUCUUGUUUUCCUCCCCCGGGUGAGACUAUUUAUAAGUUACAUCAGUUAUUGGCAAAAUCAAUGGCCCUCAUUUUUUUUUUGAUUAAAAAAAGUAAACACAUCGUAAUCAUUCUUGAAAUCUCAUCUAUCAUGUUCUUUUUGAAUGAAAACAAAAGUUUUUCUUGUAGAAAAAAGCAACUUGUAUUCCCGAAAAAAAACAGUGACAAAAAAAGUGCACAGAUCAGAAAAAGCUUCAAAUAAGUUUAACUAAAGGCAAACAAGAACCAAAAGUUUUUGGAAAUUUAUAGCGCUGACGAUGGCCCACAGGUUUUCAAUAGGGUUAAGAUCUGGGCUUCGUGGGGGCCAUUAAAUGGGUUUGAUACUAUACGACCGGAAUAAUGACUUUGUUAUCUAUGCCGUGUGGUUCGGAUCGUUAUUCUGCUGAAAAACGAAGCGCUUCUCAAAGCCCGUCUUGAUGAGGGAGACCUCGGCAUUACUUUUCCAGUACUGCAGCGGCUUAUCAGCGUGUUCCUUGGCGAAUUUGAGCCGUUCCCCUGUUAAUGAAAGGUUGCUGAACCCAUGCGACAACGGACAGUCCGAUGCGAAACUGAAAGUUGAUGCUCUUCCUGGAUCUGCCGGAUGGUAAAUUUCCGAUUUAUCUUCACUUUCCGUUUGAAGUUAUGUCUGUUCUGGCAUCUGUUUCGAGUUCCCUACCUCUGUCUGAGCGAUCGACUACCGAUCGUCUACAAAUUCUAAAUAAUUUUUCCGAUAAUUGUUGCCUUGCUGAUGUAUCGUUUCGGAUGCACAAAGAAAUCGUUUUUGAAAUAAUUGCGUUCUCCAUUUUUCUCGAUUUCACCGGGAGCGAACACGUUUACAAAUGCUCAAAGCCAAGCCAGUUGUUUCUAAACGUCAAAAUACUCAGAACAUAAACAAUAGAGAGGGGUCUAACGAUGGAAACUUAUCUAAAAUAUAUCAAUUUUCACAGGUGGAACUUUAUUUUCUCACUAUUUUUUUCUAUAAAAAAACUUGUUUUUCUCAGUGCAACAUGAAUGAAAUCUCUAAAAAAAACAUAAACAAGAUUUGAAGAAUGAUUACGAUGUUUUUACUUUUAUUUUAACCAGAAAAACGAAAUAAAUGAAAUAAAUUAGCACUUCAUUUUGCCAAUCACGGUACUGAUCAUUUCUUGGGUUUACUUCAUUGAUCGCAUGAUGUACUAUCGUAUCAUUACCACAUUAUCAUUUUAUGUUUAUUUUCUCUUAAUUUUUAUUUCUUUUCUUGUGUGUUUUUUUCUCUUUUUCUUUUUUUUCUAGGAUUUAUGUUAGAAAGAAUUGAGAGUGAUGUGUGCAAUAGGAUGUGACUAUAUGUUUCCUUUUCCUUCUUUUCACCUUACACCACUUUUUCUCGCUUUUGCUUAGAUUGUAAUGUGGAAAAAAAAAAGCUGAGAACAAGUAGUAGUAUAUAUAUUUAGCAAGAAACGUACAGAGAGAAACACUAUUUAUUUAAACAGAAUUUCAUACUUAUUUAAAACCUAGUUUGGAUAGCGGAAGUUUAGUACCGUAAGCACACCUUUUUUUGUCAUGAAUGGUUUGUUCUGUGACCACUCGGUUGCGAGAUUUUUACCGUUUUCAGACAAAGCGCAGCAUACUCUGUUUAUUUGAGUAUUUUUAACAGUGAAAAUCCGUCAAGCUAUGUUUUAUUAGUUCCUUAUCAAAUUGGAGUCAAGCGGAAACGAAAGUGAUCAUGAAAUCCAGCAAACUGUUCGAUAGAAGCGAAAAACAAAACAAACAAAAAAUAUGAAAAUUUGGAAUCAGAAGUACAAAAACGCGCGUGCGAAGAAGAUAAAUAAAAUACUUGCAUUCCCACAGGUUUUCAAAUCGAAAUCAGUUAGAUAAGCCAGCAACAACAGUUUGCUGGAAUGACACUUUGCAAACGAAAACAUUCAGUAUCGAAUGACAAGAGAACAAAACCCAUUACACAGAGACCACCAACUUGUUAGUAAAUAGCUUGAUUUCAGUUAAACGAUUAGUUUCAUAGUAUUUUUUAGAGAAGAAAGCAAUGUUUCAAACAUCUGUGCAAAACUAAUUAUAAACCACCCUCAAGAGGAAAUGGAAGUGAAUCUUAAACAAACUAAACAAUCGAAUUUUUUCGAGGAAAAAAAACAAAAAUUGAUAGCUGAAAAAUAGUCCUAACGAUUUGUCACGUUUUGUAACUUGUGUUAGUAUUUCCUCUUGUCUUAUUUUGUGUUAGUUUUUCCACCAACAAAAAAAAAUGCGAAAAUCGAUUCAAACUGAUUACAACAACAAAACAGAGAAAGCUGACAUAUUGAUAAAAAAAGCAUCAAUUAUAAUUAUAGCCUUGAUUUGUCAUUAUUUAUAUUCAAAUUAAUCAAUGUAUGAUUUUAUUUUUCUAAAUAUGUUCUUGUGUAUAUAUAAAAAUUAUGAGAAAAAAAAACAAGCAUUAAAUAGUGAAAAAUAUGGAAUACAAUAAAAUCUUAUAAUUUA
This is a messenger RNA of Toxorhynchites rutilus septentrionalis, 7937 nucleotides long. It is a transcript of the gene elav, whose product is annotated as protein elav. Lineage: Eukaryota; Metazoa; Arthropoda; Insecta; Diptera; Culicidae. Gene Ontology annotation, cellular component: ribonucleoprotein complex. The record is from RefSeq and is a predicted model, not a curated record. The transcript is spliced from 2 exons. Bases 515 to 1606 code for a protein of 363 amino acids. Gene Ontology annotation, molecular function: RNA binding.